GGGCGUGCGAGCCGAGCCCGCUGCUCACCUGCCGCGGCGCAGCUCACCUGCCACGGAGCGCGCCCUCCCGGCCCUCCCAGCCCAGCCGGAGCCCAGCCGCCGCCCCUGGCCGCCGCGGGCACCGGCGCCCGCCGACAUGCGACUCGAGUAGCUCGCGCGCUUUGGAAGCACCGGAGGAGCCCCCUCGGCCUGGGCGCGCCAAGAGGACGGGGGUUAAGAUGAAUGAAGACCUGAAGGUCAAUGUAAGCGGGCUGCCUCCGGAUUACCUAGACGCCGCCGCCGCGGAGAACGCCUCGGCCGCCGUCUCCUCCCGGGUUCCCGCUGGAGAGCCCGAGCCCGAGCUGGCCGUCAACCCCUGGGACAUUGUCCUGUGUACCUCGGGAACCCUCAUCUCCUGUGAAAAUGCCAUCGUGGUCCUCAUCAUCUUCCACAACCCCAGCCUGCGAGCGCCCAUGUUCCUGCUCAUAGGCAGCCUGGCGCUGGCGGACCUGCUGGCCGGCGUCGGCCUCAUCGUCAACUUUGUCUUUGCCUACCUGCUGCAGUCGGAAGCCACCAAGCUGGUCACCAUCGGCCUCAUCGUCGCCUCUUUCUCUGCCUCCGUGUGCAGCUUGCUGGCCAUCACGGUGGACCGCUACCUGUCGCUGUACUACGCGCUCACCUACCACUCGGAGCGGACGGUCAACUUCACCUACGUCAUGCUCGUCAUGCUCUGGGGGACCUCCAUCUGCCUGGGGCUGCUGCCCGUGCUGGGCUGGAACUGCCUGCGCGACGAGUCCACCUGCAGCGUGGUGCGGCCGCUCACCAAGAACAACGCGGCCGUGCUCUCCGUCUCCUUCCUCUUCAUGUUCGCGCUCAUGCUGCAGCUCUACGUCCAGAUCUGCAAGAUCGUGCUGCGCCACGCCCACCAGAUCGCCCUGCAGCACCACUUCCUGGCCACGUCGCACUACGUGACCACGCGCAAGGGGGUCUCCACCCUGGCCAUCAUCCUGGGGACCUUCGCCGCCUGCUGGAUGCCUUUCACCCUCUAUUCCUUGAUAGCAGAUUACACCUACCCCUCCAUCUACACCUACGCCACCCUCCUGCCCGCCACCUACAAUUCCGUCAUCAACCCUGUCAUAUACGCGUUCAGAAACCAGGAGAUCCAGAAAGCCCUCUGCCUCGUCUGCUGCGGCUGCAUCCCGUCCGGCAUCGCCCAGAGAGCGCGGUCGCCCAGCGACGUGUAGCAGUGGGCGCCCGGGAGGGUGCGCCCGGGAGGGUCCUGCACUUACCAAGCACUUCCACUGCCCGGCCCGGGGCCAGAUGCUUCCCUUGAAUUCUUUGCAUUGGAUUCUCUGUCAAGCCACGGAGCGCUCAGCACUCGUGCAACAAGGACAGCAUUUACAUGAGCUAAGUGUCUGAAGUGAAAAUAAUGUUACCAGUGUUUUCACCACUUAAAAAAAAAAAAUCAUUGAGUUUUCACUCAGUUAUUAUUUUGUUGUGUUUGGAGGCAGGGGUUUUUGCUUUAUAUAUUUUGUUUUGGAAGGUUGCUGGUGGGUGGGAAAGAAAGGGCUAUGAUAUGACCAGGAUUUUAUCAAAAGCAAAUGAGUCCCAGAGUUUUUGCCUGGACUUUAAAAUAAAUCUGAGUUAUUGAGGAAAAUCGAGAAAGAAUUACUUUCUCCAGACUUUUUUUUUUUUUUUUUAACAUGAAGAUAGAGUUUUAAAUGCUGCAUGCAUCUGACAGAACAUGAUCCCUUUCAAGCAGACAAAAAUAGUUUACAUGAUUACGUUUGGGAGGGACCUGAUUUUGUUAACUUGAUCUCAGUAACCAGUCACCGACACUGAAACUAUGAACCUGUUCUUAUUCAUGCUUUCUCUCCGUUCAGCAAUUACUGUUCAUGAGAAUUACUUUGGUACUUCUUUAAAUGCUGCAACUCUGCAUGGUUGCCUGUGUUAGCUAGACCACUAGUUUCAAAUGUUGCCAUGUAAAUCCAGAAUCAAAAGAGUCAUUUUUUCAAUACAGUUUUGCAAUAUUCCCUUCUAAGACAAAUCGUAAAAUAUGUUUUGAAUUUCGUAUGACAUAGGACUGAUUAGAUCCCCCAUUAUGGUUUCUUAAGCUGUAGUCUGAUUGUUUUCAGGAAACAAAAGGAAAAAAAAAUAUUAAUAACAGCUAUUAAAAGCAGAUUAAAUUUAUUUUAGUAUAUUCUGAAAAAUAAAUAAAUAUGAAAGCAUUACCUUUACUGUUUCUAUCUAAGAAUGUAUUAGUAGGUAUUCUUGAUUGAGACAAUUGGAAUUAAAUAUUAUAGCCCAAGUUUUUUCAUAUCAUCUGUGGUGCAAAAUGCAUUUGAAACAGGUGGUCCCUUAUUUUAAUGAUAAAAUUUGUGAGUGCAUAACAUACCUACAUGACAGUGAUGUAUGUUACAAGCAGAAUGACCAUGUGGCUGUUUGUGAAAAGUUACGUUUGAAAUCCUUUCCUUCUUUUCACCAAAAAAAAAAAAAAAAUUUAAAUGCAAUAAAAACUGUAUUGCCUGAUUUCAGAGAGCAAGAAUUUAGUCAGGACGUAACAAAGAAGAAUUCGUUUUAAACUUACUGUAACAUCAGUGUGUCAGAGUGUCAUUUCUGUUACUGCAGACAGAUGUAAACACAGAUACCUUCCCUCCAUUUUCAAGGGAUUUACAGUUGUAUCUACACAACUAACCAGGAAAAGAAUUUCUUGGCAGCACAUCAACUUAGCCCAUUCAGACUGCAGCAAGAUCAGUAUUUCUGGGUCGUUGGGGAAUCAUUUGUAACAAAUUAACCUCACCAGCUUGUCUCAAAUGUUAUGCCCACAGUGGUCUCAGACCUUUCUGGUAGCCUGCACGCUGAUGCUGUCUCUCCAAAGCCUCUUCUAAUGUAGCACAAGUGUGAAUAAAUCCUCUACUUGAAUCUGUGUCUCCUCCCUGAGGUUACUUAUGGAAGCAGGAGAGGGACUGAAAUAUUUAAGAAGUGGGAAAGAAUUUUCAAUACAUUUUACUGUAUGAGCAAUCAAAUCAAGUGGAUGCCUUUAAAACAUUUCUGUUGAACAUUCCAUGGAGUUGAUAGAUUGAAUAUGAGUCUGUUCUACAUCACUUAACAUGUGAUGGCAUCCCUAUGGGAGAACUGACAAAGGUAAGUUGGUUUUGACGUGGGCUGGGAAAUACCCAUAACGAGGGUGUAAAGCAAUAAAUGAUGUUUUGUGAAAUGGCGGUUCCAUUUGCAUAUGUCUACUAGUAGGGAUAACAAUGACAAAAUGCGUGCUAUUGUUGACCACGUUGCGUGCCAGGCCUCAUGCUGGGUGCUUUACCUGGUCUUCUGCUACAAUCACAAAAAUAUACUUUUUCAAGUGAGAAAACAGAGACAAGAGAGGAGAGGCUCAGAAACCAGUCCAAGGCCACAGAGCCACAAGUGUAGAACUAGAAUGUGAAGGCAAGUUUUCCAAAGUCUAAGUCACUGGAUAUGAGGGCUGGGAAAACUGAUUUUUUUUUUACAUGUUCUUAUCGCAAAGUUUUGUUUCUAUAAUCAAGACAUAUAAGUUUCUGUUUAAAAUCACAUGUGGCACGACUACAGCGUGGCCCUACUAGAAGGAGGUCUGUUCUCACCGUGUUCCUAAUGCCAGUAUGGAAUGAUGGUCUUACAAGCACUAGUUAAGGGGUUGCUUUGGGCCCAUGUUUUUAAAACAUCUGAUUUCAGCUAAGAGAUUAUUCUCAAUGCAGCUAUAACAUGUCCUUAUUGUUUACUUUAAAUUUUGAGGAUUUUUGGGUGUUUAUGUGGUUUUCUACAAGCCUUGUUUUUUUCCUAUGAUGUUAGUUAUUUUAAAAUGUGCACAUUAUCUCAGUAUAUAGGUGUGUGUGUGUGUGUGUGUGUGUGUGUGUGCACGUAUGUUCAGUAACAUUAACUUUGCAACAGGACCAAAAUAAAUCAUGGAGGACAGUCAUAUUUCCAACAGUCCUGGGGUAGCAGGUAAUCUUUUUACUUCCCGUAAUUAAAAUUUCUAGCUACCAAGGAAUUUCUAUUAGUUCCAGUAGAAACGGCUAUCCUUGUAGCUAAGAUAGGUCAGUUACCUUACCAGAAGCCUUGGUUAGGCGAGACUACUUGCCCCGGUUGUGGCUUUCCAGGGUCUUGUUUCCUUUCGUCCCCUUAACUCUUUACUUCUGUAAACAGUUCCUGGCAGGGGAGGAGGGUGCAGUUAGAGCACCUCCUGCCCUGGAAGCCUGAAUUACAUAGCCAAGUUGCAGAGGGGAGGAAUCCUCAGUUGUCCUGCAAAAACCGUCUUCCAUUCCUCCAGGAUUUAAAGCAGGAUUGAAACAAGAUGUUUAAAAGAGCAGAUGAUGCAUAGGGAUACUUAAUACCAAUAAAAGUAUCUUGUGGACUUCUUAAACUUUUUUUAAUGCUUAAUCCAUCAUUAACAUAAUGUUGCCUUUAUUUCAUGGUAAUUAUAUUUACCAUAUGCAGUUAGGAUGACUUACCAUUUCAGAUUUGAAAUACGGAUUAACUAAGUGACUACAUUUAACUAACUAAACGUUAUUUUGAAUAACAUUGUAAGUUUAUACAAUAACAUUGUAAGUUUGCACCUAGACUGUAUGCCUGGUAAAAUAAACAGACUGCCUUCUAGUCCCCUUGAAACAUUUUAAUGGUUAUAUUGGAUGGUUUCGGUAUCUGGCUAGAACCUUUAAAUCUGUUUAGAACUUAACCAUCACCAAACUGAUAGUUUUGUAUCUCAUGGUUUGAAUUAGCAGACAAAGCUGUCUUGUAGCAAACAAUGCAAAAAACAAUUACUGGUAAUCUUGACUAGGGCUCCUCACACUUUAAGUAUCUAAAGGGUAUUAAACCACCUGAGAAUCAUUUAAAAUGCAAAUUCUGCUUUAGUAAGUCUGGGGCAUGGCUGAGUUUCUGACAAGCUCCUGGGUGAUGCUGACCCUGGCGGUCAGCGGACGACGCCUUUAGUCUCGAGGAUGUGUCACAGUGUUAGCAUCCCUAACAUGUACAUAUUACAUAAAGAUGUUAUAUAAAUAAACAUGUAUAUUUAAAGUGUU
Molecule: messenger RNA, 5027 nt
Organism: Microcebus murinus (gray mouse lemur)
Lineage: Eukaryota; Metazoa; Chordata; Mammalia; Primates; Cheirogaleidae
Gene: GPR12
Product: G protein-coupled receptor 12
Biological process (GO): G protein-coupled receptor signaling pathway
Cellular component (GO): membrane
Molecular function (GO): G protein-coupled receptor activity
Source: RefSeq, a predicted model, not a curated record